UUCAGCUUAGUAUAAGAGAAUUAGUAGUAGUAGUAGUUUUAUAGAUAAACAUUUUGCUUAAUUUAAAUUUAUAGUAAAAGUUUGGUGAAAAUUACUAGCACGAUAAAAUGGAUAUUGAACAAACGACUCCAGAAGUCAGCACGGCUCAUACAGUAGAUCUGAACAAUGACCGCUUGGACUGCGAGCAUCUUGACGAGCUAACCGAAAGGUGGGUGGAUCCAAAUAGACCCUCCUUUAUUACGGUGCUGUUGCGCUUCUUCGGCAACAUCUUUGUGGAUUGCUUCAGAGCCAUAUUUUCUUAAAAAUCUAAGAUAUGUACCAUAAUUAAAAUUUUGGAAAAUAAAUAUACAAUUUCUUUA
Molecule: messenger RNA, 359 nt
Organism: Drosophila novamexicana
Lineage: Eukaryota; Metazoa; Arthropoda; Insecta; Diptera; Drosophilidae
Exons: 3
Coding region: 108-302 (64 amino acids)
Source: RefSeq, a predicted model, not a curated record